Molecule: messenger RNA, 1355 nt
Organism: Syzygium oleosum
Lineage: Eukaryota; Viridiplantae; Streptophyta; Magnoliopsida; Myrtales; Myrtaceae
Exons: 4
Coding region: 71-1093 (340 amino acids)
Molecular function (GO): DNA-binding transcription factor activity
Source: RefSeq, a predicted model, not a curated record
GCUCUCCCCUCUUGAGAUCUUAUUUCCCUCAAAGAACUCGCUCUCUCUCCAAGGUUUUGCAGCCUCUCCCAUGGCUACUUCUGCCGCAACUCAUCCGCUCCUCAUGGCCGCAACCGAGCCCACAAGGCUCGAAAGGACUACCAACAGCAUCGUCACUCCAGGGGCUGAUCAGAACAGGCAAGAGCAGCCAUCCAAGCCGAGGCCGAGAAAGAUGGCCAAGCAGCACCCGCCCAAGAAGCAGCCGCAGAGGGGCAUGGGGGUGGCGCAGCUGGAGCGCCUGCGGCUCCAGGACCAGGAGCGCUGGACCAAGAUGCCCGAAGUCCCCCCUCAACCCUACCCUCCCUACUUCCUUCUCCACGGCAAUCCCCAACGCCCCGGGUUCUCGUUCCCGGGCCCUCUCGACGCGGCCGGCGGCGUCCCCGUGCAGCAGUACUGCGCACCGCCUACCCGACCGCCGUCCCCGGUCAGCACGGGGCUGGGGCUGGGGCUGGGCAUGGGGAGGGGGUUUCUGGUCCAGAGGAAAGACGAUGGCGGGGGUGAUCACGGGAGGUUGGCGCCGGCAUCGGCUCCGGGCCAGGUCAUGUUCGAUGCGUUCGGAGCCGGGGCUCCGGCGGGCCGAGGCGGGAGUAGUAAGGCGGUGGAGACCUCGAGAGAGCUCUCUUCAAUUCCAAAUGCUCAGCAGUGCAUGUCUGACCGCUGCGACGUCUGUCUCAAGAAAAAGCGCAUGGAUUCUCAAAAUGCUGGGUUGUUCGUUAACAGAGCCAGGGAAAAUUACCCAGAGAAAAUGCGGGUCGGUAACUGCGAUUUUCUCGGACUGAAUCUGGAGAUUCCGCAAUCAAAAGCAGCGGCUAGGACUCCCAUUUACACCGCUCACAAUCUCGAUGAUGAUGAUGAUCAGAACGUGGAGGUGACGGCAAUAAGGAGGAGGGUGAACAUAUCCGGCGGUGGGGUGUCCAUGGAAUACGAGUUUUUUCCUGGAAAAAGUGGGAGGAGCACUUGGACCGAGGGUCUGAACUUUCCUGCACAAGAAGAAGCCGCUGCUGAUACUGAUGCUUCCGAAGAUGGCGAAGAGAAUUAUGGAAAAGGUUCCUAAGCUUUGACAUAUCCAAACGUAUAGGGAGGAUCCUUAUCAACACAUUGGAUAACUUUGGAGAAAUGAGAUUGUUUAAAAUUCCAAAUGUCACUAAACAUAAUCUUAGGGUCUUUUGUGUACUCACAGAUAUGGAGAUACUGCGACGGAAACAAUUUGCCUUAGGCCAGGCAAUAGUGAGCGACGAAAACAAACUUCUUGGCCUUCGGCCAAGCAAUAGCGACGAAGCAUGGAUUUUGUCGUUCUCGAGAGACACCAAUUGCAC